AGCAUACAUGCUGUUUAAAUUUUAAAAAAGAGAGGCAAGGUCCUGGCGAGCUCGAUUUGCCGACGAUGGCCAAAGCUCUGCAGCUGGUGACCAUCCCCUUUCGCGGGUGCUUUUGAAACUACAACUCCCAGCAUCCCUUUGAUGUCCGGAACUCCUUAAGAAUUAAGUUAUCCACGGAACGCCCGCCAGGUGACUUUGGUUCCACUUCCUUCUCGGCGGUUUGGUGAUGGUGUACAUCGUGCUCUCUAUGUCCAGGUAAGCGUAGCAAAGGUAGGAGGAGGUCGCCCUGGGAAAUCUUCCCAAAGCUGGAAACGGGGAUCCUCAAAGGGCCGCAGACCAAAAAGAUGAAGCCAAAGAUCCUUUUCAACGGUCUCUGAUGUUGAACAGAUACAAUUUGAUUGCUAGGUGCAUGUAUAGGAUACGCCCAUCCUUCCAAAGAAUUAGAUCCAAUCAUGACCUUAGUAUAGACAGUCUGCUGCAUGAAGCAAGAGGCUGACCAAAUGGCAUGCAGCAAAAAAACAAAGGGCUCUCGAACUGCAGAUGUGUCAGCCAUGUUCUCACUCAGAUUGCUGCCUUGGGGCCGACUGUGCCGUUGGUCCAGCCCAUUCCUGCAAUUCCUGGUCUUGAGUGUUGUGACAUUUGGCGUGAUCGCUCCAUUCACUUGCCGAGAGCUCCUGCAUUCUUAUUUCUACAUGCGCGGUUGGUACCUGAACUCGAUGACCCAACAUUUUUUAAAGCAGAGCCAAGAGGAAGGUUUGAGUGCUCUCCGUUACUUUGAGCGACUGCAGAAUACUUCGGAGAAGUUGACCAAAGAGGCCUUGCAGCCAUGGUUGCUGAUUGCCAUCGUUACUGUUCAAAGGCACCCGGAAUUCCACUAUGUCCUUCAGGUAGCAGCCCGCUUCCACCGCCUGCUCCGGGAAUGUGGCCCUCCUUGCCAGCACCACCAGCUCUUACUCUGUAAUGUGGAAACAGAUCCCAGCAACCACCGGGAUGCUAAGCUGCUUGCCACUUUCUUUGCUGUGGUGAACCACUACAGUGGUCAGGAAAAUUUGGACCUCUUUCCAAACCGUUUUGAGAAGGAGAAGCAAGAUUACACCUACUGCCUUGAGAAAUCACUUCAGCUAUAUAAACCAGAGUAUGUCCUGCUGGUGGAAGAUGAUACCCUACCAGAAGAGGAAUUCUUUCCCGUCCUCCAUCACUUGUUACAGGCACGAUUCUCAAAGCCCCACCUCCGAGAUGCCCUUUAUAUCAAACUGUACCAUCCAGAGAGACUUCAACAUUACAUCAAUCCAGAACCCAUGAGGAUCCUGGAAUGGCUGGGAUUAGGCCUGUUUUCAGGAUCCUUCUUAGGCUUUGUCUACUCCUGGGCAUCCAGCCGCUCCAGCCUUAGUUGGUCCAUUAUGUUGUUUUUCGCCCUAUACAGCAUGCUGCUAGUAGAGCUGGUUGGCCGCCACUACCUUUUGGAGCUUCGACGCCUGGCGCCCUCCUUCUACAACGUUGUGCCUGUGACCGAAUGCUGCACUCCGGCCAUGGUGUUCUCUGCCCCCUCAGCACACCGUGUGUUGGGCUACAUGAAAGAAGUUCAGUGUCGCCUAGGUUUUGCCAAAGAUACUGCACUUUAUUCACUGCUGCGUACCAAGGGCGAGCACGCAUUUGCGGUUGAGCCCAACCUGGUGAGACAUGUGGGGAUGUUUUCAACUCUCAGGAUGAAUGAAAACCCAGAGCUGCUUUGACUUUCUCAGUAUUUCCCAAGGGUUGAACCAGACGAGCAAAAGCUCGACACAAGAUACUUACUGAGUUUUGCUGAGCUAAGUCAUCCCCAGUUGCAAGCCGGGUAUAUAUAUAUAAAAUAGCUCUUAAAUCAGCAUUCCCCACACAAUGCCCUUCCAUUGUGAGGUAGCAAUUCCAAAAAACCCCGCCAAUGUAGCUGGUAGUAGUGCUGGCUACGAAUUCCAGGUUGUGAAAGUUAGCGCUGAUCUCUAUCUUACAGAUAAUGAAGAAGAGUUUCUAAGUUUGGUAGAAAUACCAGAGAUGGUGCUUUAAAUUUUCUGUAUCAACUUAUAAAUUAUUUUAAGUGGUUCUUUCCCAUAAGCUGAUGCCUUUGAGAUACGUUGGCUGCAAAAUUGCUAACACUGCCCCUUCGGUCUUCUGGAGGCUUGCAGUCCUAACAGAUCGAAAGGAUGCCAGCUUGGGAAAGACUGGUCUACAUUCAAAGACAAAUGAUCAUUUUCGGUGAAGGUGUUAGGGCUGUGAUUGUCUUAAUAUUUACUGUUUUCUUGUUUCAAAUCUUUCAUCUCUGCCACUUCUGCCUGAGCCAUUUAAGGGUGCUUUUGUGCGUAUAUUUCCUGAGUAUCUUGAAGAGCCCUUGCAAAUGGCAAUCUCUCCUUUGCAUGUAGAGACUUUUAAGUUAGGAACCAGGUAAGGACGCUCAAUUUGAAGCGUCCAAAACGGCUGGAGGUAGCUGAAUUGUGCGACAUUCUAAAUCUGAGUUAUGUCAGAGUUGGCAGGGCUGAGAAAAUGAAAAAGCCCAUUAGAUUCAGUGAAAAGUCUAAUGAUGCUAAUAUUGUGGAUGUAACUGUAGCUGCAGAAGGUUUGGUUGUGCUAAAGUGUGGCUCUUCCUUGCCCUAUCUAUUCUUGUCCCCUAUAUUAGUUACCCUGCUGAUAUAUCUUAGCCAAAGGCUCCGAUCACUCCAUUAACAGAUUUCUGGUAUCAGCCUAUAACCAGAAAAAUCUAAUCCUAAAGUCCUCCAUCUCUGAAUUAGAAUUGCCCUGUCAAUUGCCAGCUAAUUUUUGUCUUACCGGUUUCUUAACCAUUUCUUUUCCAUUUUGUUUUCCCAAGACAGGAAGCCCUGGAAAUAUUUCCUACAGCUGCCCAUCCCGAUCCCUUGCUUUCUUUUGAAAUGUACCGAUGGUAAUGUUUAAAAAUCAAAUGCACACUAUUCAAAACCAUUCUAAAGGAAAUGUAACAUUCUCAUUUUUCUUCAUUUCUUCUGCAUUUGCUACCUCCUACUUCACGUAUUACUCAUACUGUUCCUUGUCAAUGGGCUUAUUUAAAAACACAAGUGCCUUAUUUAGAUGAUACAUAAAUACCUUUAUAGAGAAGCAUUUUCAUCCUUUUCUUCCUCCUCUUCUUCCUCCUUCUCUAACUCUGGGAAUCUGUGAGAAGGGCAAUGCUUUUUCCAGCCUACUUGGGGGGGGGGGACUUGAACCUAGAAAUAUAUAUUUAUUUUCAUGAGAAUUCAACUAAUGAAUUAAAAAAAUAAAUAAUAAACUGUCCUCCAUAUAGGGGUCUAGGAACAGUUGCUGUAUUAUUCCAAUGUUCUGACUAUUGCAGUGCCUUCAGUUUAGAAAAUGAAGAUCAAAUGAUCAUAGGCGGGGGUUUCUAGGAGCAUCCAUGUAGAACAAAAACAAUUCAUGCUCCAAAAAUAUCUUUGGGGGAAUCUAGUCAAUAGUAGUAACUGCCAACACAAUGCUAGGCUGCAUUAACAGAGGGAUAGAAUCAAGGUCACGUGAAGUGUUAAUACCACUUUACAUUGCCUUGGUAAGGCCACACUUGGAAUACUGCAUCCAGUUUUGGUCACCACAAUGUAAAAAAAAUGUUGAGAAUCUAGGAAGAGUGUAGAGAAAAGCAACAAAGAUGAUCAGGGGACUUGAAGCUAAAACAAAGAAUGGUAGCUAGAAUUGAGUAUGUCUGGUUUAAUGAAAAGGACUAGGGGUGACACGAUAGCAGUGUUCCAAUAUCUUGGGUUGCUACAAAGAGGGAGUCAAGCUAUUCUCCAAAGCACCUGAAGGCAGGACAAGA
This is a messenger RNA of Crotalus tigris (Tiger rattlesnake), 3802 nucleotides long. RefSeq names its product post-GPI attachment to proteins GalNAc transferase 4 (gene PGAP4). Gene Ontology annotation, biological process: GPI anchor biosynthetic process. The record is from RefSeq and is a predicted model, not a curated record. NCBI's taxonomy places the organism in Eukaryota, Metazoa, Chordata, Lepidosauria, Squamata, Viperidae. Gene Ontology annotation, cellular component: Golgi membrane. The coding region runs from base 480 to 1733 and encodes 417 amino acids. Gene Ontology annotation, molecular function: glycosyltransferase activity. The transcript is spliced from 2 exons.